Nymphalis io (European peacock) is the source of this 1492-nucleotide messenger RNA. RefSeq lists its product as uncharacterized. Lineage: Eukaryota; Metazoa; Arthropoda; Insecta; Lepidoptera; Nymphalidae. Bases 129 to 1295 code for a protein of 388 amino acids. The record is from RefSeq and is a predicted model, not a curated record. The transcript has 3 exons.
UUGAUGAUUUUAAUAUUUUGAAAAUUAUUUUGUAUUAAUAUCAGUUAAUUUAACAGCUAUUUAUAAAAAUUGAAAACAUAUAAAAUUAGGACAAUCAAAAUAUGGAAUUAGUGAAAUAUUAACUGAUUAUGUCGGCACGUAAAUAUAUUUUAUCCGCUCGAGAGAGAAAUAUUAAUAAAAUUAUUGAUUAUUUGCCACAAAUAUCUCAACAAAGGGCUAGUUAUCGUUCUGGUCAAGAGCUACCUGCACUGUCCGCGAAUUCUAGUAAUUUCGUUAACAGGAAUCUUUCGUAUUCAUUUAAAAUACCUCAUUAUGCGGAUGAUAGCUUAGAGAGAGCCAGUACACCGUUUUCUGAUUUUUUCUCGGAAAGUGAAACAGAUUUUCAUAGUGAAGAAAGUGACAGUAGCUCUGGUUCAGCACUGAGAAGGAACACAGCUGAGGCAACCAAGAGUUUGACUGAAGAGUGGGAGAGGAUUGAAAGGACUUUAUAUGAUGAGGAAGGGGAAAAGAGUUCUAGAGCAAAUAUUCUUGAAGAGUGCCGACAAUGGAGACAGCUGCACCCACAACUCAGAAUCGUUGGUAAGGCUAUACCGCUACCGGAGAAAAGGCUAUAUCGACAAACGGAACACGAAGAGGUAAUUGCCAUGCAUUACAGCGAUUAUGAACAGUUCAGUGAAAGCGAAGAGAGAUUGUCACAGAGUAGCACAGACGUUACCCCACAGAACUCGCCACGUGUGUCUGUCACGGAUGACAUAUACGAGCCAAAAUUAUCAAGGGAAAAAGUGUCCUACAAAUUCGAAGAAAGUUCUGAUCUACCAGAUACCUUCUGCUCGCUAUUACAUAUAACACCUAUACAAAUUCGUAGCCCGUCGCACAGAAAGCGACCAAAUCCUUCAAUACUCCGUUCAGAUCUAGCGUCUUCGAGAUGGAUGAGAAAUGCAAGGCCUGGCUCGUCGAUCCACUACGAAAGGAACAGUGCCAAGUCAUUUGUUUCUCUUGAUACAAGGAACUAUAAUAGUAUUAUCACAGAUAACAGUAAAGUAUUAAAUGCAAGGGUUCUGACAGCAAGACAUAGGGAAUUAGCUAAAUUAGAACCUCUUUACACACCUGACUAUCCCCCAAAUGAAGGAUCCAAAAUUUGUAACGGUAUACAAAGUCAUUUUAAUGUCAGGAAAGUAUCCCUCCCUCCACUACUCUUGGAAGAAGAGAAGAAAAAAGUAUCUAUUAGUUCAGCAAAGAAGUUACGCUCGAGGAAAAUGUCAAAAGGCUAUUUAGAUAAAUAUAAGCUUGGCUAGAAAUACAAAUUAUCAGAGCCUUUAAAAUAAUUUAAAAAAAAACAUAUCUGUUGAAAAGAACUAUAUUACUGGCUUGUUGUUAUCAACGUAACAGAUUUUAAAUUGUCAAUUUUAUCAUGAUUUUUUUUACACAUUGUAGGUAUUUAUGUAUUAUCAGUAAGACUAAACAAAUUAUAUGUGAUGUUAAUUUAUUGUAC